This is a messenger RNA of Ilyonectria robusta, 1710 nucleotides long. RefSeq lists its product as uncharacterized. NCBI's taxonomy places the organism in Eukaryota, Fungi, Ascomycota, Sordariomycetes, Hypocreales, Nectriaceae. The transcript has a single exon. Bases 1 to 1710 code for a protein of 569 amino acids. The record is from RefSeq and is a predicted model, not a curated record.
AUGGCCGAAAGCCGUGUCUCUGAGAAGCACUCCUCGCCCGAGUAUACAGAACUCGACCAGAACGAGCAAACACACACCGAUUCCUCUCCCACUCCCACAAAAUCCCGACCAAGGAGAUUAUUCAAAUACUGGCCUCUCUUACUCGCUCAUACCGCCGGCUGCAUCGGCCUAGCCUUGGCGCUGGUCUUUGCUGUCAACCAUUACAAUGCCAUCGACACCUCGACGCCACGCUACAAUGGUGGAAAACUGCGUCUCAGAGUUUCCGACGUCACAACACUGGUUUCGGCCGGGCUAGUUGUCAUCAAGUUCUUCACUGCCGCGUGGGGGGCCAUUGCGGUAUGGAGAUGCGCGUACGAAUUGACGCAGAACCCCGGAGCAGCUCUCAGUCCGAAACAACUUUCCUUCAUGACACGAUAUAAACUGCCUCCCUGGACGAGGUAUCCCUUCAGUCGGCCAAAGGGAUUUCGCAGCUGGGCGAUUGCCUUGGUUCUGCUCUUUGCAGUUCCCCAACAGUUCAUAGCGCCCCUCCUCUCCGGCGCGGUGAACUGGAACCCGUCAUCCGUUCCCGCAGACGCAACGGUCCCAGUGAAUUCGACUGAUCCGUCUGCGACUUCCGAUUUCUGGUACCAAUAUCUAGUCAACUCGUACGCCCCCAAGAGAGCUACAAUACUUCGCCUCGCCGCGGGGCUGGCCAGCAUGGCAUGGUCUGAUAGCUCGACCGUCUCCCAGAAUGGAACCUCUUUGACGGGCAACGGAUGUCGCCACGUCGUCAACGACUACGGCCUAACAGUGAACUCGACAUUGGCUAAUUCCGUCGUUCCUUGCAUCAAAUUCCAUAGCAUUUCCUGGGCAAUGUCAGCUUCUGAGAUCCCGACUGCAGUGGCUGACCUGGUUACAUCGAACGCGGAGACUCUCAGCCUCUUGAACGACACCCUCUACCAGUACACAAAUCCUGGACAUGCUGUCCUCUUCAAUCCUGACAAGCUUUGGGACCCAUCCCAAUAUGGGCUCCCAGAGGCCACCCUCUUCUCCGGUCCUCAAAGUCUAGGUCUCCUCAUCGCAAACCAGUACACGGAUGAUUGCAAGGGCCUUGAUGUAAACAACUUCGGGGACGUGGACAAAAUCCCACAGUACAAGUACGGCUGGGCUCUAGGGACCUGCUUCAUCUUCGCCAAUGUAACACUCAGCGCCGGUGUGACUACCAGUAAAGUGAGCACCUACGUUACGUCGCGAGUGGUCGAAGAUCAGACCCCCAUUGACGAGGUUGUAUUGAAAGCAAAUCGCUGGGUCCAGCAGUCCCUCUGGCUCCUCCCGGAUCUGAUGACCAUGGUAUCCUCUAUGAACUCGACUCUGCUUCCGACUUGGGACAAUAUCGAUCAUUACGCCGAGAAUCUCAUCCGCCAAUGCUAUCUGGCCGCGUGGGAUAGUUUUCAUCGGUCGUUCGACACAGAUGGGACUGUAUCUCCCGCAACACCUCGAGAAUCUAGGGUCCAAGCCACCGUCUCUAAUUCGCGCGUGAUUUCAUGGCUAGCUAUUUCCCUACUUCACACUAUCGGCGGUAUUUUGUUGAUUUCAAUGCUCAGUAGGCCCGAGCCAGAGAUACCGAACGGCGAAGAUUCUGCGGGAAAAGAAGAUUCUGCAGGAAGAGUAGGGGGAACGGAGGCUGGAAAAGAUAUUAUGAACAACCUCGCAGCGUUAAACUUCUUGUAG